This is a messenger RNA of Photinus pyralis (common eastern firefly), 718 nucleotides long. RefSeq lists its product as uncharacterized. The record is from RefSeq and is a predicted model, not a curated record. Lineage: Eukaryota; Metazoa; Arthropoda; Insecta; Coleoptera; Lampyridae. The transcript has a single exon. The coding region runs from base 83 to 613 and encodes 176 amino acids.
AAAUCUAGAGUGUGAUCUCUACAAUGACAUUUUUGGCCAUUUCAGUCACUAAAAAAAAAUUUUCGUUUUCUCAUAUUUAAUCAUGACAAACUCAGUUCACCAAAGCAGGUUAUGCUGCUGUUCCAAUCGUCCCAAACUAUGCUCGGAAGUUAAUACCAAUAAAUGUAAUUGUUGCAAAUGUCCACCGAAAAUUAAAGGAAAAUUUGGAUUAGCGUGGGUGACAGAAACGCAAGAUUGUAAAAGCGCGCCCGUAGGCUGGCAAGUAGAGUUUAUAGAUACGCCUUCGAGAGUUUUCCAGAAGUGCCGCAAUCUGGUAGACUGGGUUAAAUCUCCACCCAUUGCGUGUUCUUGCUCGCCAAAAAUAACUGAACAGGGAAAUGAUGGAUGUGGCGCGUGCUGCACUGGCGGUUGCAGAUGUUAUUCCAGUAAUUGUUGUGGAUGCAAGGAAGCAAUUGAAGAAAGGACCGGAACUGUUGAUAAGUGUUGUUCGGCUAUUAUUUUAAAAACGAACGCUGAAGAAAAGGAGGAAAUUGAUUCGACAAAUAAUAAGGCAGCCCCUGUCGGAGACGUAAAACCUCCAAGGAGGCGCGGAAAUAGAAGACGUGCCGAUUGAAUUUCUAAAUAACUUAUUUCUCUCACUACUGCAAACUUAUAGCUGCUAUGUGCGUUUCAAGAACUUCUCUCUACAUUGUACAUAAAUAAAGUAAAAUGUUCAUGG